CUCUCUCCGUCAUGAUUUGAUGCAGACAGAAACGGAAAGUUCAUUUUAGAGGAAAGAAAUCUCAGAGUCGCUCUGUUUCAUUGUGUGACUACAAGAAAUGGCAGAGGUUGUAGAUCAGAAUCAGUUCAUCUGUGCAGUGUGUCUGGAUCUUUUCAAGGAUCCGGUCACUACUUCUUGUGGUCACAGUUACUGUAAGGUGUGUAUUAAUGGUUGUUGGGAUCAGGAGGAUCUGCAGAGGGUCUACAGCUGCCCCCAGUGUAGAGAAACUUUCACUCCGAGGCCUGUUCUACGCAGGAACAACAUUCUGGCUGAAGUGGUGGAGAAACUGAAGGAGACUGAACUCCAAGCUGCUUCUCCUGCUCAGUGGAACACAGGAUCUGGAGAUGUGGACUGUGAUUCCUGCACUGAGAGAAAACUCAAAGCCGUCAAGUCCUGUCUGGUGUGUCUGGCCUCGUAUUGUGAAGAUCAUCUUAAACCUCACUAUCAGUCUCAGGCUUUUAAGAUGCACAAGUUAGUUGAAGCCUGUGUAGAUCUCCAAGAGAAGAUCUGCUCUCAUCACGACAAACUGAUGGAGAUCUACUGCCGUACUGACCAAAGCUUCAUCUGUUACUUGUGUAUGACGGAUGAACAUAAAGGCCAUGAUACAGUUUCAACUACUGCAGAAAGAAGUAAAAAACAGAAUGAGUUAAAGGAGGAGCAGAUUAAAUCCCAGCAGAAGAUCCAGGAGAAGCAGAAGAAGGUGCAGGAGCUGAAACAGACUGUGGACACUAUUAAGAAGCGUUCACAGGCAGCAGUAGAUGAUAAUGAGAAGAUCUUUAAUGAGAUAAUCAGCUCCCUGGUGAAAAGGUGCUCGGAGGUGACUGAGCUGAUCAGAGUUCAGGAAAAAGCUGAUCUGAGUCGAGCUGAACAACACCUGAAACAUCUGGAGCAGGAGAUCACUGAUCUUCAGAGGAGAGUCAGUGAUCUGGAGCAGCUUUCACACAUACCUGAUCACAUCCACUUCCUCCAGAGUUUCCCGUCUCUUUGUGUUUCUCCUGGAUGUGACGACUCACCCAGCUUCACUGUCAAUCAACAUCUCUCAUUUGAUGGAGUGAGGAAAUCUGUCUCAGAUCUGAAAAAACGAGUCGAGGAAAUCUGUCAGGAGGAAUUCAACAAAAUCCGUCCACAAGCUGCAGCAGUUCAGAUGAUUUUCCCAGAACCAAAGAGCAGAGAAGAUUUUCUGCAGUAUUUCUGUUAUCUGACUCUGGAUCCAAACACAGCACAUCCUCAACUCAUUUUGUCUGAGAACAACAGAGUCGUGAGAUGCAGUAAUACAUGGCAGCGAUACUCUGAUCAUCCAGAGAGAUUUGACUACUAUUUUCAGGUGUUGUGUAAAGAGAGUGUGUGUGGACGCUGUUACUGGGAGGUGGAGUGGAAUGGUGAUGUUGUGGACAUAUCAGUCUCAUAUAAAGAGAUCAGCAGGAAAGGAGAGGGUGAUGAGCGUGUAUUUGGACGCAACAGUCAGUCCUGGAGUCUGAAGUGUUCUUCUUCUUCCUCUGUCUCUUUCUGGCACAAUAACAUUAAUACUGAUCUCAGAGUUCCAUCACCAUCCAGAAUAGGAGUGUAUGUGGAUCACAGUGCAGGAACUCUGUCCUUCUACAGCGUCUCUGAUACGAUGAGGCUCCUCCACAGAGUCCACACCACAUUCACUCAACCUCUAUACGCUGGAUUCUGGACCGAUUAUAACACAGUUAUGUGGUUUUGUGAUUGAAAAUUAAAUACACCUAAAAGUGUUUAGGAAAAUUAUAACAGUAAUUCAGGGAUAAUUACUAUAUAUUUUUUAUAAUCACUAUAUAAUCCAGGACCAAUUCAAUGCACUCAUGAAUACAGAAUACAGGAUGUUUCUAUGAAGGUUCAGAGAUGUUUCCAGGCCACAUUUGUAACGAUUGUAAUACAGGUUUCAAAACAAAGAAAGAGAGAAAGAGAGAGAGAUAAGCAGAAUGGAGGACAAUAUUCAGGAGACUGCUGAAGUAGUGACUCUCGUGCCAAAGCUUCUUGACUCCUCGGUAUUUCUUCAUUGUGUUAGGAAUCCUGUGGAGAUUUUUUUGCUUUUUUCAAUUUAGUUUUGUGCUGAUUAACUCGAAAUGAUCUGUGAGAGACAGAAUAGGUCGAUGUGUCUUAAUACUUUUGGUCUAACUUUUGCGUUGUGUAAAUUAUUUGUACAUGUUGAAACAAUCUAUUUUUUAGGGGAAAUAUUUCGGGUGAAAAGUGUACUUGUGAUUUCUCUCUUUAAAAUAAACACCAGGA
Molecule: messenger RNA, 2286 nt
Organism: Silurus meridionalis
Lineage: Eukaryota; Metazoa; Chordata; Actinopteri; Siluriformes; Siluridae
Product: tripartite motif-containing protein 16-like
Exons: 6
Coding region: 98-1750 (550 amino acids)
Molecular function (GO): protein binding; zinc ion binding
Source: RefSeq, a predicted model, not a curated record